UAUCAAUCUGUUUUUAGCACGUUACAAUGUAGCAACUUCCUGCUCGGUGAUAAGAUAACCUUCUUAACCUGAGGCAACCUCGCUCGACUACAAGCUAUUACACUGAUUGGAAUUAGUGCAUUCCACUGGCUAGUCUGCAGUAAAUUGAACAUUACUGGCUGCCCUCAACAAUGCCAAAACAACAAGAUGCGAGCGCAAACAUAAAAAUCGGUUUAUGAAAGCUUGUGACAAAGAUAUAAGGUAUUGAGCAACGAUAAGAACGCACAACACAAACAAGUCAUAUUAUUUGCGUUGACGAGCUCUUUCAACAAAUUUUUCCUAACUCAGGCCAAAAGUAGUUGCGUGAAAUAGUAACAAAGGUGGAAAGUGUACCCAUUUUAAAACUUAAAUUGGACUUUGCCAGGGAUUGUAACAUAGCUUGAAAAUAACGCUACAAAAUAUGCUCAACCAAGGUUAUCAAAUUUUAGCUGAGCUAACCCUCCUAAAACUGAAAAACAUCUCUGGAGUUAUUGUUAGCCCAUGUGAAAAUGAUCCACUUAAAUGGCUCGGGAUUAUUUCUGUUCGAAGUGGUUACUAUUUUGGAGGAGUUUUCGAUUUCGUCUUAUCUCUGCCAGAUGAUUUUCCAUCAACAAAACUGCCGAAGCUCUAUUUAUGUAAAGAAUUUUAUCAUCCUCAUGUAGACUGGAUUACCGGAGAGGUGAGCGUGCACACGGAAUUCCCGAUAUGGAAUCCAGACAAGCACCAUAUUUGGCAUAUUCUCCAUCAUUUUAAACGGUUGUUGACUAGUCCAACAAGUAUUAUUGUUUCAUCACUUGCAGAACAAACUGCUUGUAUCAAAAACAUGAGAGAUGUGAAGUAUGCUAAUCCAGAAGCAGCUAACGCACUGAUUCACCAUCCGGAAGAAUUUGAUACUCGGGCUAAAGGAUGUGUCACUAAACUCUCUGUAUGGACACAGCCAUCACAGGAUAUCCCUUCAUUAAAUCUUUCUGGAUGGAUGAAUGACAGUAUACUAAGUGAUGCACGAGAUUUACUGCAGAGAUUCAAAGAUUCCAAUGAUGAUGAGGAAAAAUUUGUAAGUCAAGGGUUUUCUUGGAUCGAUCCGAAAAGUAUGUCGAUAUUUUCUAGUGAAACACCUGUUAAACCGAAUUCUUCGACAUAUACAUAGAAGUUUACUAUUUCUUAUGAUACUCAGAUUCUUUUUUCAUUUUUGUAGACAGUUUUGUAUAUAAUGAACGAUGUAGAUUAAACUAUCAAACGUUUUCUCCCUCUACCAACGCUAUAAUUACGAUAUACAGCAUUUGGAUGCCAAUCUUACCAUUGCUAUCGAUAUUAUUUUCUACUUCUGUUUAUUGUAAUGCCUUAUUCCUUUUAAUUACUAUAUUGCUGUUUUUUUCUAACAUUAUAGCUACAUAUAUUAAAUUAUCGUUUGGGCGUUUGACUUUUAAUCGUAGGGCUAUAAGUUCAAGGUUCUUCUUCCUAUCAUACUCUUUUACAGACUAUUGGUUAAAAUGUUUCCAAUUUCAUUAUGUCGUUUUUCUGACUAUAGAAAACAUUUGUCAAGUUGGUUUUGGUCUCAUACACUAUUGUCGAAACAAAUGACUAGCGUAAAUAUUUAAGAUACUGAAAAAGCAAUAACAACUAAACUACUAACUUUUAGACUAUCUUUCCCGGUCAUUCAUUUACAUUAUAUGGUAGCAGAUAUAAAUUAGCUGUAAAUUUUUCAUCUUUUUACUAUCGUGCGUAGAAUAGAUUGGAUUGUUUCUCUUUACUGAAUAUCAUGGCUUAUAUAUGUUGACUUGUAGUGAACAUACUUACACCUGUUACCCCUCGCGGAGGAGCUUAGUCCGCUGACCAGAAUAAUUGUUUCAUUCUGGUUAGCGCUCUUUAUGAAGGCUGUUUUCUACGGGGUUGAGCUGCUGAACCCUCGUCUAUCCCGGCUUGGGACCGGCAGUAACUACAGUCGUAGUUAUAGUAUUUAUAUACCCUUGUAUAAUUGUGAACAAUAGUAUUUUAGUCCUUCUAUUGGAGAUUAGUAUAAAAUUACUCAAUAUUACUGUUUCCCAACUAGAGAUUCAUAAUUGGUUGGAAAAACGUUUAUACUUUGAUUGGUCGCUAUAGUUGAAUUCUGUCUUUUUUUAACAAAAACGACUUUGAUUUCUACACCCAUACUCGUAAACAAUGUCAAGCAAACAUUGUGAUUGGUAACUAUCCGUUUCUCAACAUCCAGUGUUUGUUAUUCGUUAAGUUGGUAAGCGCCGCGAGUAACAGUUAACUUCGAACUUUUGCAGUAUUUGUGUUGGAAUGCUCUAAAAGCAGACAGAUAUGGAUAAUUUCAGAUGCCUGAAAUAAUAUCUCCGAUAGAAAUCACGAUGUAGUGAUUUGUGUUCAAAUGGUCGAUGUUCGAGAACAAUUUCCCCAAACUUUGAAAGAACAAGUAUCUUACGUUUCGCUACGGUUUUCUCAGAAUUCAAACUACAUCACUUUGGAUUUAACAUCGAUUUUAGAGUGAAAUUCUACAUUGGUGAGAUUAACUAGGAAUCACUCAACCAGUUAUUAAUGGUCACAUUUUCUGUAAUUUCCCCUGAUAAAUUUUAUUCAUUUUAAUCCAUGAUUUGAUUGGUUCACUGACUGUUGCUAACAUGAACUGUCUUAUUACGGUGUCGAUUAGUAUUCAGAUUAGGAUCGCUAGCUCAAUCGAUACAUACAACUAACCAACUAUGAUUAUAAUUAGCUCUUAUGUUUUAAUAACAACCUUUGUUAACAUCCAAAUGCUCCAUUGUUGUAGGUUUGUUGAAAUACUAACCAUUAGCAAGUGUAUCUGGCAGUCAUUUUACCACAUUGUUUGCAGAUUCUGGAAUUGGUUAAUUCACUGAUGUUGUUGGGUUUUCAAUAACUGUUCCAAUUUUUUGUUAGCAUUCCGUUUUAGCGACUGCCAUACUGAUAAUUCUUUUGUUAAUCGGUUGCUUUCGUUUUAUCGCACUGGGAAAGCAAUAUACUCCCUGCUUGUUGGGAAUGUUUAUCAUUGUUAACAAGCAAUUAGUUGUACGAUUCUUAUUUAAUUUUAUCUUAUAGUUUGAAUGUUAACUUUUGGGCAAACGGAGUUUCUCUAUCCCUUUCCUUUAGAUAGAACAUUGUUCCUUGCUUGAUGGGAUAAUUUUUGUGUUUAACAAAUAAUCAGUUUGUAUUCUUUACGAUUUGGUAAUGUUCGUGGUCGAAAUGGUGCACACAAAGAACAACUAAGUGUUUGUUUGUAAUUCCUAGUAGACAGGAUGUUAUUUACCAAUCAGAAAACACUUUGUUUUAUCAGGUGAUACAAAAUCGAUUCUAUGUAAAAGGCACGAAGGCAGAAGUUAUAAAAUUCGUUUGGUUGGAUCUAUUAACAACAUAUUUUUGACGUAUAUGAUGUAAGUGACAUAGGAAGUUUGGGCAUGCUCACAAUCAUUCGCUAGGCAUCUAUUAUUCCCUCGCUAUUAAUCGGUAGUGUUUUGCUUAAGGAUAUGACAAUGUGAGGCAACAAAAUAUUCUUUUACAUGGAAGAUUUGAUUACUUGAUAGAUGCACUGUAAUUCUGUGAGAAAGUUACUUAAUUAUAACUGGAUAUUUUGGUCAGCAUAGUUGCUCAUGUUAAGAUUUUCGUUUAUAUUGUUUGGGGAGGGUAAUUUGGAGUUUUCUUAAAACUCUGUCAAUAACUUGUAGUGACCCACUUUUGUGAAGAGAAUGCGAUUGGUAUAAUGGAAGCAAUUAUUAUUAUAACCAAUUGUCCUGGUGAUUGUUUUACUGUACUUGCUUGUUUAAGUGUACCAGGAAAGACAAUUCCGUUGUUUGUGACCUUACACGAACUCUCGUACGCUCAGCAGUCUCACCUGUG
Molecule: messenger RNA, 3867 nt
Organism: Schistosoma haematobium
Lineage: Eukaryota; Metazoa; Platyhelminthes; Trematoda; Strigeidida; Schistosomatidae
Exons: 6
Coding region: 440-1165 (241 amino acids)
Source: RefSeq, a predicted model, not a curated record